Photinus pyralis (common eastern firefly) is the source of this 3001-nucleotide messenger RNA. It is a transcript of the gene Pmp70, whose product is annotated as ATP-binding cassette sub-family D member 3. NCBI's taxonomy places the organism in Eukaryota, Metazoa, Arthropoda, Insecta, Coleoptera, Lampyridae. The transcript is spliced from 3 exons. Gene Ontology annotation, cellular component: peroxisomal membrane. The coding region runs from base 195 to 2165 and encodes 656 amino acids. The record is from RefSeq and is a predicted model, not a curated record. Gene Ontology annotation, molecular function: ABC-type transporter activity; ATP hydrolysis activity; long-chain fatty acid transmembrane transporter activity. Gene Ontology annotation, biological process: fatty acid beta-oxidation; long-chain fatty acid import into peroxisome; very long-chain fatty acid catabolic process.
CACGCGAUUGUCAGUUGUCAGUAGCUGUCAGUGAGUGAGCACGUCACAACCAACUAGAUACAAGUUCAAGUUGCCUAAUCGGUGCUUCUGUACUUUCUGUAAUAUUCGUACGUUUCCUCCUUCCUCGAUCGGUUUGUUGCCGUGUCAUUGUGUAAUUGACCGUUCUUUUAAAAUAAUGCUCGCUUAAAUAAACAAUGGCACCUAAUUUAAGUAAAUAUUUAACUAAACAAAAUGCGUAUGCCUCCGCAGGAAUUGCGGCAGCAUUGUGGUAUCUUUCCUAUCUACAAAAAUCGAAAAUAAAAAAGACUGGAAGACAUGCAAGAAAGAAAGUAGACGAAGAAAUUAAGUAUAUGAUCACAGAAAAGAAGGAACCGACGACGAAGGCUCAUGUCGAUCGACAGUUCUUUUGCCAAUUGUCACAACUUUUAAAGAUCGUCAUUCCAGGAUGGACGUCAUGCGAGGCCGGUUUAUUGUUUCUUGUUGCCGGCAGUCUCAUAUGCAGGUCUCUCUGCGAUUUAUGGAUGAUCAGUCAUAGCACGAAGAUUGAAAGUUCAAUCAUUGCAAUGGACAGGAAUCUCUUCAAACGGCGAUUACUACAAUUUUUAACUGCAAUGCCCAUUAUAUCGAUAGUAAAUAACGUGUUAAAAUAUUCUAUAGGAGAUUUGAAAAUACGAUUACGAACGAACAUGACCCGUCACCUAUAUGACGAUUAUCUUAAGAAGUUUACUUACUACCGAAUGACAAAUUUGGAUAACAGAAUAGCGAACGCCGAUCAGCUACUAACGACCGACAUCGAUAAAUUCUGCGAGUCUGCGGCCGAACUCUAUUGUAACGUGGCGAAACCGUGUCUCGACAUUGGGAUCUACGUUUACAGAUUAACCAAAAGUAUCGGGUCUAGUACGCCUGCGAUUAUGUUGGGAUACCUAUUUGUGUCUGGCGUUUUACUGACAUACUUACGAAGACCGACAGGUCGACUGACCGUGACCGAACAAAAAUUGGAAGGCGAAUUUCGGCACAUCAACGCGAGGAUUAUAACGCAUUCGGAGGAGAUUGCGUUUUAUCAAGGGAACAUCAGGGAGAAGGCAACCCUUAUCUCCAGUUUUAAUAAGUUAGUCAAUCACUUGCGGAAAUUCCUAAGGUUUCGUGUUCUGAUGGGAAUUACUGAUAAUAUUAUCGCCAAGUACAUCGCUACCGCAGUCGGGUUUUGGGCAGUUUCAAAACCGUUCAUGGCCCGCGUCGACGGUAUAGGUAACGCGACACAUGGCGAAAGGUCACGUUUAUACUAUACAUAUGGACGCAUGCUUCUAAAGCUGGCAGAGGCAAUUGGCCGUUUGGUUUUAGCCGGCCGCGAGUUGACCAGGCUGGCUGGGUUCACGGCACGUGUCACCCAACUGCGACACGUUCUGUCUGAAUUAAAUGACGGUAAAUACCAACGAACUAUGCUAGCGGGUGCGGAAAAUUUAAGCGUGAACGGUGGCAGAUUAAUAUUCAGGGAUAAAAUAAUUAAGUUUGAUAAGGUUCCUGUUGUAACUCCCAACGGCGAUGUGCUAAUAAAGGAAUUAUCGGUCGAGAUACAUUCUGGGAUGAAUGUACUUGUAUGUGGGCCAAAUGGGGCUGGUAAAAGUUCCCUGUUUCGCAUUUUGGGCGAACUGUGGCCCCUCUUCGGCGGCGAACUUGUAAAACCGCCUCGCGGGAAACUGUUUUAUAUACCUCAAAAACCGUACAUGACUCUCGGUUGUUUACGUGAUCAAAUUACGUAUCCUCAUUCGGGAGCCGAGGCAAUUCGGCGCGGCUCUACUGACGCGAACUUGGAGCAGCAUUUGCGCAGGGUACAGUUGGAGUAUCUGUUGGAGAGGGAGGGCGGAUUGGACGCGGUCGCUGAUUGGUUGGAUGUUUUAAGUGGGGGUGAAAAGCAGAGAAUUGCUAUGGCAAGACUCUUCUAUCAUGCACCUCAAUUCGCGAUUUUAGACGAAUGUACCAGCGCAGUUUCUGUAGAUGUGGAGGGGAGCAUGUAUAGGUACUGCCGAGACGUUGGGAUCACAUUGCUGACAGUUUCUCACAGAAAGUCCCUCUGGCAACAUCACGAAUACGUCUUGUACCUUGAUGGGCGUGGAGGGUAUAGCUUUCAACCAAUAGAAGAUGGCGCUGAACAGUUCGGCUCAUAAGUAUUAAAUCCUAUAUUUAAAUACCUUGCCUUCCCUUUGGGUAUCUUAUUUUUGUACGAAUGUAGUUAUAAAUUCAAAAUUUGUAGCUUAAUUGAUACCAAUGAUUGUUAAAUGUAUUUAAUAUAUAAUAUAUUUCUUAAUUUCUGAAACUGCCAUUUCUAAUCAUAAAAGUGUAUCGUAUCACUAUCAACGAUUUCUGAGAAACAAAGUGCCCUUUUGAUUUAGAAGAUCAAUUAUUUUGAAACCAAAACGGCAUAAAUUAUUAUAUAGGAUACAUAAUCAUUAUUUGAUUGUUACAAUUUAUCUGAUUCAUUUAGUUUUGAUCGCCCAUCAACAUAGUAUAAACAUCAAUGGGUACAGGGUAAGAGUAGGUAACUAUUUCGCAACGCUCUUGUUCCAUUCAUCAUUUUCCUUUGAUUGGUAAUGGAUUGCUUACUAUUUUAAGAUCAAUGUCAAUUCGAAUUUAUUUCUGCGACCGCAAACACAAUAAACUAAAUUGCAUUACAAAGCUACCUUCUUUUUUUUCUUAGUUAUCAUACCGCCAACUGGCAAAACCAGAAACUAAGACAAGUUUUUGUCCAUUAAAGAAACUGUUUCGUGCAAUUUGUAAUGGAAAGGGAUCUCGUAUGACGUGAGUGAUAUUAUUUUUUAGUAUUGCUAAGGGCUCGUGCUUAAAAUGUGUAACUGAAACGUUAGGGAAUGUGUACAUUAUGUUAGAAAUAAAUUUGUGGCCAAUGUGCUCGAUUCAAUAUUAAAUUGUUAAUUUAUUGGCGGAUGUAUAGUUGGUAAGGCACGUUUGGAUUUGGGUAUGUUAAAUAAACAUUUUUGGUCAGAAA